AACCCUUCGUCCUCAGCCAAGCUCUUCUCUUCGCCAUGGCGAUCCGAACCCUCGCCUCGAAGCAAACCCUAAUCCGAUGCGCCGCCGCUUCUCCGGUUCUCCGGCAAGCGCGGGGUCUCCAGACGUUCUCGCUUCCCGAUCUGCCGUACGACUAUGGGGAACUGGAGCCGGCAAUCAGCGGGGAAAUCAUGAAGAUCCACCAUCAGAAGCACCACCAGACGUAUAUCACUAACUAUAACAAGGCGCUGGAGCAGCUCGAGGAGGCCAUGGCUAAGGGGGACUCAUCCAAGGUCGUUGGCUUGCAGAGCGCCAUCAAGUUCAAUGGCGGAGGUCAUGUUAACCACUCAAUAUUUUGGAAAAAUCUUGCUCCUGCUCAUAAGGGAGGAGGAGAGCCUCCACAUGCUGCACUUGGAUGGGCAAUUGAUACAAAUUUUGGCUCGUUGGAAACUUUGGUGAAGAUAAUCAAUGCAGAAGGCGCUGCUUUACAGGGUUCUGGAUGGGUGUGGCUUGCGCUUGACAAGGAGCUGAAGAAGCUUAGAAUUGAAACAACUGCAAACCAGGAUCCACUUGUAACCAAAGGCUUACAGCUAGUCCCUUUGCUAGGGAUUGAUGUGUGGGAGCACGCAUACUACCUGCAGUACAAAAAUGUUAGACCAGACUAUCUGAGUAACAUAUGGAAAGUUAUCAACUGGAAGUAUGCCAGUGAAGUCUAUGAGAAAGAGGUUGCCUGAUGAGAGUUCGUCACGGCUUCGGAAGUUAGCUUGCUCGUUUUUAUAUUUGUAUGUUUUAUGUAUUGAAUAAGAUGGCCUUUCUUGCUACCAAUGUAAAACGAUUUUCUCUUAUUGCCAAGCAGCAGCUACCUGUAACCUUAAACAUGCCCUUUUAUUUUAUUCAUCAUUUCAAUUAUGCAAGGUUGUGUUACCAACCAACUACUAAA
This is a messenger RNA of Dioscorea cayenensis subsp. rotundata (Guinea yam), 937 nucleotides long. RefSeq names its product superoxide dismutase [Mn], mitochondrial-like. The record is from RefSeq and is a predicted model, not a curated record. Gene Ontology annotation, biological process: superoxide metabolic process. The transcript is spliced from 6 exons. Gene Ontology annotation, molecular function: superoxide dismutase activity; metal ion binding. Gene Ontology annotation, cellular component: mitochondrion. Lineage: Eukaryota; Viridiplantae; Streptophyta; Magnoliopsida; Dioscoreales; Dioscoreaceae. The coding region runs from base 36 to 731 and encodes 231 amino acids.